Cherax quadricarinatus is the source of this 3407-nucleotide messenger RNA. NCBI's taxonomy places the organism in Eukaryota, Metazoa, Arthropoda, Malacostraca, Decapoda, Parastacidae. The record is from RefSeq and is a predicted model, not a curated record.
GACUCAUGUUUCUAUUGCAGAAGUAUUUUGUGCAACACAACCAGGUUGUAUCUUCCCAGACACUAUCUUCAGCACUUUAAGAAGCAUCAGUGUGUCUUGAACAACAAGUGUUACUGCAGAAGUAUUUUGUGCAACACAACCAGGUUGUAUCUUCCCAGACACUAUCUUCAGCACUUAAAGAAGCAUCAGUGUGUCUUGAACAACAAGUGUUACUGCAUAAAUAUUUUAUAGAACACAACUAAGUUGUGUCUUCCCAAACAUUAUCUUCAGUACUACAAGAAGCAUCAAUGUGUCUUGAACAACAAGUGUUACUGCAGAAAUAUUUUGUGCAACACAACUAGGUUGUGUCUUCCCAGACACUAUCUUCAGUACUAAAAGAAGGGCAACACCUGUUAUUCUUGUGAAUUUUUAACUAGCUAAGUAUUUCUAAUCACACAAUUUUGCUUUUGAUAUUGGUAAUUCUAUCUAAAAACUGCAUAGCAGUUCAUAGAAAAAUUCAAGUUAAUAUUACUGUAGUUAAGAAUUUUCAUAAAAAUCAUUGUUUAAGAACAAAGAGAAAAUAGUAAUUUGGUAGUUUUGCCUAAAACAAAACGGAACAUCGUAAUAUAUUCAUGAGGAAAACUGUGUGUGUUCAGUAUCAAAAAAAGCUGACCAAAAAAUAAAUCUUGAAAUACGCAUGAUAGUAUAUAAGGAAGAUUAGUGAUAACACUGUUGAAUGACUAAAAUAUUUUAAAAUGAAAUACCAUCUUUUGAAAAAUAUGAGAAAACAUAAAGGAGAUAAACCAUAUCAGUGUUCAGAGUGUAUGAAAAAUUUUAGUCAAAAAAGCAGUCUUGUGACACACAUGCGAAUACAUACCGGAGAUAAACCAUUUCAGUGUUCAGUGUGUCUGAAAUGUUUUACUGAGAAAGGCAGUCUUGUGAAACACAUGAGAGUACAUACCGGAGAUAAACCAUUUCCUUGUUCAGAGUGUUUGAAAUGUUUUACUGAAAAAGGCAAUCUUGUGAGACAUAUGCGAAUACAUACAGGACAUAAACCAUUUCAAUGUUCCGAGUGUUUGAAAUGUUUUAGUGUAAAAAGCAGUUUUGUGACACACAUGAGAGUGCAUACGGGAGAUAAACCCUUCCAGUGUUCAGAGUGUCCGAAAUGCUUUACUGAAAAAAGCCAUCUUGUGAAACAUAUGCGAGUACAUACAGGAGAUAAACCCUUCCAGUGUUCAGAGUGUCCGAAAUGUUUUACUGAAAAAGGCAGUCUUGUGAAACAUAUGCAGGGACAUACAGGAGUUAAACCUUUUCAGUGUUCAGAGUGUCUGAAAUGUUUUAGUCAGAAAGGCAGGCUUGUGAUACAUAUGCGAGUACAUACGGGAGAUAAAACAUUUCAGUGUUCAGAGUGUCUGAAAUGUUUUACCGAAAAAGGCCAUCUUGUGAAACAUAUGCGAAUACAUACGGGAGAUAAACCAUUUAAAUGUUCAGAGUGUUCGAAAUGCUUUAGUGUAAAAAGCAGUCUAGUGACACAUGUGCGAGUACAUACAGGAGAUAAACCAUUUAAGUGUUCAGAGUGUUCAAAAUGUUUUAGUAUAAAAAGUAGUCUUGUGACACACAUGCGGGUACAUACAGGAGAUAAACCAUUUCAUUGUUCAGAGUGUUCGAAAUGUUUUAAUGUAAAAAGCAGCCUUGUGACACAUAUGCGAGUACAUACAGGAGAUAAACCAUUUCGUUGUUCAGAGUGUCUGAAAUGUUUUAGUCAAAAAGGCAAUCUUAUGACACAUAUGCGAGUACAUUCAGGAGAUAAACCAUUUCAGUGUUCAAAGUGUUCGAAAUGUUUUAGUGUAAGAGGUAAUUUUGUGACACAUAUGCUAGCACAUACAGAAGAUAAAACAUGUUAAUGAUUAAUGUAUCUUAACUUCACUUAUAAGUACUACACCAUCCCAUGUAGCUUUGUAGUUCUUGUGAUUAUCGUAGAGUAUUCUUGUGCUAGAAGCAUAGAACUGUGUCAUUGUACUUAUAAAGUAUAUCUCUCCAGUGCUUAUAACUAAUCUAGCAAAUAAUAGUAGCUGCUGAGCCAACGAAAAGGAAGUUGUGCUAUACAUUUAUGAUGGGAAUUCAUAGGCCUAAAGUGCCAUGUGCAAGUAAAUAAAUAAUAAGAGAACACUGUAUCAGAAACAAGACGAGAAUAAGUGUAGAAGCCUUCAAGAGGAAACUGGUGAAGUAUCCACCAGGUGCCAGAUCAACCAGGCUGUGGUGCAUAUAUGGAGCAGUGGGCCUCCAGCAGCAACAGCCUGGUUGACCAGGCAAGCAAGCCUGGUCCAUGGCUGGGCUCCAAGAGUUGUGAGACUCAAAACUCAUCAAACAUAUUAGGUAGUAUCAAAUACUGUGAUAGGAAAAAGAGGCUCUCUGAUAAUAGAGUGCAGUACAUGGUGUUUACCAUAAUGGUACCAUUGUGUAUAAUUAUUGUGGUGUUAAACUAGAGGGAAGUGAUAGGCCUAGCAGGUAACUCGAAUUGUAAACAGUUGCAAGCAGUCGCCAUGAUACUACCACGCAAGCCAGUUCAUCUUUGGUAAUCUUCCCACAAACUGCUAGUCUACCUCAGUCUUAGUGAUACCAUAGAGUACAAUUUUGUGGAAAUAUGAAACGUAUACAAUUUGUGGAAAUAAGAUAAAAACUGUAGAGUUGUUAGUGAACACAGUAUAAACAACAGAAAACUAAAUAUUCUUCUGAUAAACCUUUCUACCAUAGCUAAUAACAGUGAUGCCAGAGUAUUCAGUGUGGUGGAGUGAGAAACUAGAAAUUUUUUGUGGAAAUAUGAAAAGUGUGCAGUGUUUUUUUAUGGAAAUACAUAAAAAUUGUAGAGUUGUCAGUGGUCCCAGUAUACAAAAAAGACGCCAAAUACUUUUCCAGUAAACUUUCUACACCAGUCAUUCUACCAUAGCUAACAACAGUGAUACCAUAGUUAACAACAGUGAUGCCAUGGUAUUUGGUGUGGUGGAGUUAGAAAAAAUCUAGGAAAAGUUAAAUUUUUAUUUUAUAUUAACCUUUCAGGGUCCAAGACCAAAAUCUGAAGUGGUGCCCCAGUGUCCAAGAAUUUUCAAAAUUUUUUUUUUUUUAAUUAAAUGGUAGAGAAUCUUUUUGUGAAGGUAAUAAAACAAAAAGUACAAAAUUUGAUGGAAAUUUGACGAAAUUAUGCUCUCGCGAAUUUUGACGUAACAGCAAUAUUACGAAUCAGCGAUUUUUCCAAAUUUGACUCCCAUUUUAGGCCAAUUACAUUAUUCCAGUCGACCAAAUUCUUAGCUAUUUCACUAGUAUUACUUCUAUUCUAUCAAUUGAGCACAAGAAAUUGCCAAGUCAAUUGUUUCAACUACAAAAUAAAGUGACUGGAAAUUGGUAAUUUGGCCAGUUUAACACAAAGUUCA